Molecule: messenger RNA, 831 nt
Organism: Diorhabda carinulata
Lineage: Eukaryota; Metazoa; Arthropoda; Insecta; Coleoptera; Chrysomelidae
Exons: 3
Coding region: 223-594 (123 amino acids)
Source: RefSeq, a predicted model, not a curated record
GCAACUAUGCGUUGAAUAAAAAUUUAUCAACUGCGAAAUACCUUAUUGUGAAGGUUAAUGUCGAAUGUGGGCGAGAAAUAAAAAUUUUAGUAAAUGGCUGUAAUUUGAUUAUCGAUAAUAUGCCUUGAAUAACAGAGUAUUUAGAAAUGAUAGUACCGAUAUUAAGUUAUGUGUCCCAGUGCUAUGAAAAAGCUGUCUAGUGCCUAGAAAGAGAAUUUUAAAAUGAAAUACACAUUUUUCAUUUUUUUAAACCUCGGCGUAGUGGUUUCGCAAAACUGUCAAGAAUAUGGGAAGAUGUGCAAUGACGAUAAGGCGUGCUGUGGCGGGUGCUGUAUAUUGGUUUAUGCUGAUUGCCGGGUACAUUCCAGUGCGUGUUCAAAUUUUCCUUGUCCUGCAGGUCAAGACUGUUAUCUUUAUCAACCAGACUACUGUGAAGGGUGUGCAUCGUAUCCACAAUGCAAAGAAUCUCCACAAGCACCUUUUGAAAUAACCGCAGUUCCUAGCUUCUUUUCAGAAAAUGCUGCAGGAAAUAACCAGCUUUAUCCAUUUUUGUAUAGUUUAUCAUAUUUAAUAUUGUGUAUUACAAUUUUAUGAAGAAUAUUGUUUUUUUUUCAAAAGCUUUUUUAAAAAAUCGCUAGCCUCGAAUUCAAUUCUGAUACUUUAAUUUAGUAUGUAUUUGUUUGCUCCAGAACAGAUGGUGCAUAUUUUAAAUUUUUUUACUUGUAGUGUGUCAAUAAUAUGGGUUAUUAGAAUAUUGAAUAUUUUUAUUAAUAACUUAAAACAAAAAUGUUGCAGUUGAAGGUGAACGUUGAUAAUUUAUUUCGUCACUUC